AUGAAUAACGUCACCAGGCAGCGGGCAUCCGUCGAUGUUCUAGGGAACAGACUCGUGCUAUUGAUGAGUCCGGUGGUCACUUGCAGCUCCGUGCAACACAGUCAUGGCGUAAUGAUUUCGAUUCCUGUAUCAAAAGACACAUACAAAGCCUACGGUUCUAUCAGGUUUACCGCUGAUAUGUUGGUGGGGGGAGGCUCAUAA
This is a messenger RNA of Peronospora matthiolae, 201 nucleotides long. The record is from the annotation of a GenBank genome assembly. Lineage: Eukaryota; Oomycota; Peronosporomycetes; Peronosporales; Peronosporaceae.